AUGCAUCGCAAACUUCUAGAGGAAGGGGCUAAACCAACUCAAGAGGCUCAACGCCGACUCAACCCUCCAAUGAUGGAAGUUGUGAAAAAGGAGAUCAUUAAGCUUCUCGAUUGUGGGGUCAUUUACCCAAUUUCGGAUAGUCGUUGGGUUUCACCGGUUCAAGUUGUACUAAAGAAAUCAGGAGUCGCUAUGGUAAAAAUUGAAGAGAAUGAACUUGUCCCGACUCGUAUCCAAACAGGUUGGAAAGUUUGCAUUGACUAUAGGAAGCUCAAUGCCACCACAAGGAAAGAUCACUUCCCUUUGCCGUUCAUUGAUCAAAUGCUUGAAAGCCACCUUUCAAAGAUGCAUGGUCUUGUACGCCACUUACCCUCUCCCACUUCGGUGAGAGAGGUUCGUUCUUUCCUUGGACAUGCAGGAUUCUAUAGACGUUUUAUCAAAGAUUUCUCGAAGAUUUUAACACCCUUGUGCCGACUUCUACAAAAGGAUGUGCCGUUUGUGUUUGAUGACGAAUGUGAGAAGGCGUUCAAUCACCUCAAAGAAUUGUUAACUUUGGCACCUAUCAUUGUUCCACCAUAUUGGAGCCUUCCGUUCGAGCUCAUGUGUGAUGCUUCAGAUUAUGCUUUAGGGGUUGUUUUGGGACAACGGAAGGACAAGAAGCCACAUGUCAUCUACUAUGCAUCCCGAACCUUGAAUGAUGCUCAAUUGAAUUACUCCACCACUGAAAAAAAAACUUCUUGCUCUUUGAAGUACUUACUCACAAAGAAAGAAGCCAAACCAAGGCUUAUUCGCUGGAUGCUUCUUCUUCAGGAGUUUGACAUGGAAAUUAGGGACAAAAGAGGAUGUGAAAAUGUAGUGGCUGACCACUUGAGCCGUUUGGUACAUGAAGAAGACCUUCUACCUAUUCCAGAGGCAUUCCCAGAUGAACAAUUGCUGACCAUUGAGGUAAGUGAGCCAUGGUAUGCUGAUAUUGUGAAUUAUAUUGUGUCUAAACAAGUUCCAAGCACCAUAACUAGGAACCAACGCAAUAAACUUAAAAAAAUGGCACGGUUUUAUGUGUGGGAUGACCCUUAUUUGUGGAAAUAUUGCCCUGAUCAAAUUAUUCGUAGAUGUGUGCAUGAUUCUGAGUUUAAUUCAAUUUUAACCUUCCGUCACAUUUAUGCAUGUGGGGGUCACUUUGGUACACAAUGCACAACACUUUAG
Messenger RNA from Prunus armeniaca (apricot), 1200 nucleotides. The record is from the annotation of a GenBank genome assembly. Lineage: Eukaryota; Viridiplantae; Streptophyta; Magnoliopsida; Rosales; Rosaceae.